This is a messenger RNA of Penicillium macrosclerotiorum, 1968 nucleotides long. Its product is annotated as putative serine/threonine protein kinase. Lineage: Eukaryota; Fungi; Ascomycota; Eurotiomycetes; Eurotiales; Aspergillaceae. The transcript has 3 exons. Gene Ontology annotation, molecular function: ATP binding; protein serine/threonine kinase activity. The record is from RefSeq and is a predicted model, not a curated record. Gene Ontology annotation, cellular component: spindle pole body. Bases 1 to 1968 code for a protein of 655 amino acids. Gene Ontology annotation, biological process: intracellular signal transduction; peptidyl-serine phosphorylation.
AUGACCUUCGAAGUCGCAUCUGAAGACCGACUGGGUCUGCGGCUGCCAAAUCCCCCGCCACUGCUGCAUACUCGUUCCGGUAACGACUACGACCGCCCCUCCACCCCCGCCGACCAUGGCUUCACCAGUCCCCCACAAACCCCCCAAGGGAGCCCCAGCAAAUCCAAGGCGCCCCCCGGCUCCUUGGACCUGCCCAAUGUCUUCGAUAAGGCCUUGAAAUUGACGCCCACCUCUCCGUCCAAGUCGACCUACAACCAUCUCAAUCAUCCCAUGUUUACCACCGACAAGAGCAGCAUCGAGGACUUCAACGAGAGCGUCAUCCACCAGCGGCCCUCCAGCCCCUCGCGCAAGGCCAACAAGGAAAACACCCCGCCGACAAGCACUCGGGCACCCAAGGAUUUGGGCCCCAACCCAACUGCCGCGGCGCUUUCGCGCCAUGAGCCAUAUCAGCAACGCGACACCGACACGUCCAAGCGCCAAGUGCACAUGCGCGGCCUGACACCAGAAGAAACCGAGAAGCUGCAACAGCCCCGCGUCAAGCGCCUCGUCAAUGUGACCCAACUCUAUUUCCUCGACCACUAUUUCGACCUCCUCAGCUACGUUCACAACCGCCAAACCCGCCAUUCCCAAUUCAAUGCCGCCCACCCUCCACCUCCCACGACCCCUAAUGAAGAAUACGAACCGGCCCUGCUCAAAUAUCUUGGCCGUGAACGGGCCCAUCUGCGCAAGCGUCGGACUCGCCUGCGCCAGCACGACUUCCAGAUCCUGACGCAGGUUGGUCAGGGUGGAUAUGGACAGGUUUAUUUGGCACAGAAGAAGGAUACACGCGAGGUGUGCGCGCUGAAGGUCAUGAGCAAGAAGCUGCUGUUCAAGCUGGAUGAGAUCCGCCACAUCCUGACCGAGCGCGACAUUCUGACAGCGGCCAAGAGCGAGUGGCUCGUCAAGCUGCUGUACGCCUUCCAAGAUGACGAUCAGAUCUACCUUGCGAUGGAGUACGUGCCCGGUGGCGACUUCCGCACGCUGCUGAACAAUACCGGCGUCCUCCACAACCGUCACGCCCGCUUCUACAUCGCAGAGAUGUUCAGCUGUAUCGACGCCCUGCACGUGCUUGGUUACAUUCACCGCGACCUCAAGCCCGAAAACUUCCUCAUCGACUCGACUGGCCACGUGAAGCUCACCGACUUUGGCCUUGCCGCUGGCAUGUUAAGCCCCGGCAAGAUCGAGUCCAUGCGUGUCAAGCUUGAGGAAGUCGGCAACACCCCCGUGCCCUUCGGCCGACCCAUGGAACAGCGUACCAUGGCCGAGCGUCGGCAGGGCUACCGCACCCUGCGCGAGCGGGAGGUCAAUUACGCCAAGUCAAUUGUUGGUUCGCCGGACUAUAUGGCCCCAGAGGUGUUGAAGGGCGAGGAGUAUGAUUUUACUGUCGACUACUGGAGCCUGGGGUGCAUGCUGUUCGAGGCGCUGGCGGGCUACCCGCCUUUUGCGGGCGCGACCGUGGACGAAACUUGGCAGAACCUGAAGCGCUGGCAGAAGGUGCUGCGCAAGCCCGUAUACGAGGACCCGAACUAUUUCCUGUCGCGGCGGACCUGGGAUCUUAUCACGAAGCUGGUUGCUGCCAAGGAGCAGCGCUUUAAGAACAUCCAGGAGAUCCAUGCGCACGAUUAUUUCGCGGAGGUGGACUUCACGCGACUGCGCGAGCAGCGUGCACCAUUUGUGCCGGAGCUAGACUCGGAGACUGAUGCAGGCUAUUUCGAUGACUUCAGCAAUGAAGCGGACAUGGCCAAGUAUAAGGAGGUGCACGAUAAACAGCGCGCGCUGGAGGAGAUGGCAGAGCGCGACGAGAAGAUGAAUAAGGGGCUCUUCGUUGGGUUUACGUUCCGCCACCGAAAGCCUGCCGUCGACAGCUCCGGCCGCAGCUCGCCGCGCAAGGCAAUUGCAACCGACGGCACGUUCGGUACGAUGUUCUAG